Molecule: messenger RNA, 3060 nt
Organism: Ictalurus furcatus (blue catfish)
Lineage: Eukaryota; Metazoa; Chordata; Actinopteri; Siluriformes; Ictaluridae
Gene: smco4
Product: single-pass membrane protein with coiled-coil domains 4
Exons: 2
Coding region: 672-851 (59 amino acids)
Source: RefSeq, a predicted model, not a curated record
AAAAAAAAAAAGUUGUGAAAUUUGGCGCACUGAUUGACAAGACUUUAAGGAACAUUCUGAUCAAACUUAGGACGAGUGCUGCCAACGCUCUAGCGCCACCAUCUGGUCAAAUUUGGGCCUAAUUCGGAAGUACUUUUAUAGUCAGAACUUUUGAACCCUGUGUCCAAAAUUUAAAAUCCAGCCAUUCCUGAGUUGAGGAUUCCCCUGGUCUAGCCAAGUUCAACGCACCCUAUGACGUCAAUUCCCACCUAAUGAAAUUUUCCGCCAUCUUGGAUUUUGUCAAAACCUGUUUUUCUUCUAUUAUUAUUAUUAUUAUUAAGUUAACGGGAGUGCACGCUCGCGCGUCGUUCCCAGCACCCCGCCUCUUCCUCGCUCCUCCUCUCCCCGUCUGCUGCCACGUAAUCCCGUUGAAAGCGGCGCACGAGCUCCGCGGAAACAAGCGCUCGAGCGGAAGCCGACACUUUCAUUACCGACUGAAGAACUUAAACUACCGCUCGUCCAUACACACACACACAGAGACACGCAAAAAGAAAUCUAGCCGCGCGUGAACGGUGUUAUGUACACGGAGGCUGUUAGAGAGUCACGAGGUUAACGACCCGUAGCGUGCGAUUUAUCCGCAGCUGUAAACGACUCGCCGUGUGUGAGCGUGUGCGCCAGGACUUGCAGAUGCCAUGCGUCAGCUGAAGGGCAAGCCGAGGAAGGAGUCGUGGAAGGAUAAGAAGGAGCGGAAGCAGGCGAUGCAGGAGGCGCGUGAGCAGGUGGCCACCGUCGUCCUGCCCACGCUCGCCGUCCUCAUCCUCCUCAUCGUCCUCUUCGUCUACGUCGCCACCCGACCCGGAGCCGUCCAGUAGCCGUCCCUUCCCUUAUUCCCUCUUUCUACACCUGGCUAUUUAUACAUGGUGCGUUCUAGUCCUGUAUUUAAUUCGCCCUCGUCCGCUUUCCCUUGUUUCUGUCAACUAGUUGCUAGUUAAUAUGCUGAAAUAACGAAAGUGGUUACUAAUCAAUCCCAUAAUGCUCCACGGUGCAGUGCAAUGUCAAUUCUCAUGGCAUAUAACAAAGCAUUUGGGCUUAAGUGUCCUACAUCCUAUACAGUACGAGUGUAUAAUAGCUUGAAUGAAAUGGAUCAUACAAAGUGAGGUUAAGUCGACAAGGGCGCAUUAAAAACAGGAUUGGAACGCACAGUUAAUAUUUAAAAGCAUUUAAUUCUCCAAGGAGAUAACUCUCAGCUACAUUGCUCCUGCUGUCGAGGUCAAGAAUAUACCUCUCCUAGUGCUACAAGUGCAGAGGAAGGCAACGAGGACACCAUCGAAAUCGGUAUUGGAACGCAACCCCCGCUUCCCUUCCUCCCUCUAAACCCCUGGAUGUCCAUUUCAACAAACUCGAAUCAAGCAGGACCAUUUCCUCCAGCCACCAUGUGACGAGGUGAAACAGGCCGCCAUUUUGGCUCUGUCAAAGCUUGAACCUUAUGCUUUUGGCGGCCAUGUUGGCCCCGUAUUGUGUUUACAGGGUUUCAGUUUCAUGCCAAAGCAACCGAGAUUCAGGAAUUGCAUCAGGACCUGUGAGGAACGUUCCAAACAUCAGGACUGAACCGAAGCGUGUACACACACACACACACACACACACACACACACUGUAUUAAUCAUACACUGAUAAACUUGCAAUCAGUUCAAGGAGAUGCCAAAACACACGUUUUUUUUCUGUGAAAUACCAUCAACAGCAUUUACAAUUCAGAUAUGGUUGAAAAUGUUUUAUUUUUUUAUCACGACGCUACAACUGAUAAGUCAUUUCCCUAAUUUAACACACUCAUAAUUUAUGUCUGUGUCCCAAACGCUAGUUCGCCCACUAGUUAGUGUUUGCUAACAUUACACAAGCUUUAUUAUCUUUAACAAAACGUUAGCAUUAUUUGUAAUGUAGUUAGCUUUAUUAUGGUUAACACAGUUUUUAUUCCUCUGUAAUGUAAAGUUAUCAUUUACAUAAAGUUAGCUUUACUGUCCUUAACAUGAAGUUAGAGGUCGUGUGUUUAGCUUCCUCUUGUCGUUGGUCAGAAUUUACCUCAGGGUGCUGUUUCAUGUCUUAUUAACGAGGUAGUAUUUUGGAAAACUAUCUCAAAUCACACGUUAUUUCUUUAAAUAAAUUCAUACACCAGCGUUUGGGACACAGUCCGUGUGUGUGUGGAGUGUAUUGUGUUAGCAUUGAAGCUAAUCUCUGAGCUUCAGGGAAACUGGGUCUUUUCUGUUGCGGUGUUCACACACAAAACACCAUUUUAUCCCCAAAACGUUCCUGUUCUAAUGUAAACACCACUUUUACAUGAAACUACGUCGAACACAUGAAAAUAAGCAUGGUAAUAUUUGUAGCUAUGGUGUAUACGUGAAGUUUGGAUGAAAUGUGCUGAAGAUGAGGAUGUUUUUAGGACAUUUGUUGCACUCGAUAAGACCAGCAGGCCAAAGCGUUUAAGAAACGUGCUAAUGCUAACUCUCUCAGCGCUCACUCACAGCCAUCCUUGAGUGUAAUGUGAUUUAGAAAACCCUCAGUGUUGAGAAACAGCGUCCCCUGCUGGGCGUAAUUAACUAUAUCUCUACACACUUCCCUUCAGGCAAUGUUCCUCCCGUGAUUAACUGAAACAACUUGCUUUCUUUUUGCUUUAACAACAUUCAGCAGCUGACUGAAUAUUAGAACUUGCCAGAAAUGUAUGAAAAGCAGAAUAUUAAGCGCACUCAUGGCUUAAAAGUCCCAGCUUAUGAUAUUGUCAGCACCAAAAAUAUUGGGACACGUCGUAAACACAAUCGUCAUCCCAUUCUCACGUUAUUCUUCAUAAAGCAUUUGCAUUUUAUUUCUGCACAUAAGUGGACCUGCGAACCAAAUCUGAAAUCAUUGUGCCUUGAUCAGAUGUGUGUAUGGAUGUGUUCCCACGACAAAGUGUGUGUAUAUUAAUGUUCACAGCAGCCAGCAACACACACACACACACACAUAUACAUAAAUAUAUACACACACACACACAAAUUCUUUAGCUAGCCUUCAGUUAGCAAUGUGCCUUAGGAAUCUAUUAAAAACUAUAUUUAA